AUGCAUGAGGCUGCAGACGAGGCCGCAUGCUUCUCUGACUCUAUGGCCCUGUGGGUCUCCAGGAGGCACGUGGAGGGUGUGAGGCAGUGUCUGAGCAGAAUCCUGCCCUCGCAGAGGAGGAACAUGAUCUGCCCCAGGUUUGAAACCGAUUCCACUGGCUGCUGCGUCCCCAACUGCCUGCAUUUUUUUUUUGUCAAAUGUGAUUACUUCUGCAUCCUGAUUCCCGAUGGUGACUUCAUUUUUUAAGCGGGAUACUCGGCCUGCUUGGUGCAGGAGGAGAAAGCAAAUUACAGGCUGGGAAUCAGAAUAUUUCAGAGACGGGUGAAGGGGUUGCAGCAGAGUGACCGCUACAUAAUGAAGUGCUCAGUGUUAAGGUCCAGGCUGGGCCAAGAGAGCGGCCACUGCCGACCCAUGUCCACGCAGUCCGGAGCCUUCCCUGUGACGGAGAGCGGGAACUUCGAGGCGGUCAGCCUCCGGCGGCUGGGCGCUCCGGGCCCAGGCGGUCCAGGGAGCCUCAGGGAAGCUGGCCAUAGGGUAGCCCUGAGCCUGGGAUGGGCUGAGAUGGCCGCCCCAUCCUCUGGACUGUCCUCCACGGCCAGUCCUCCUGGCCGGGGCCCCCUCCCUGUGCGCUUUACACACCGCUGUUUGGAGACGGUGUUGGCUGGCCCAGCCCACAGAUCCGGGAAAGCAUUGCCUGCCUCAGCGGCCGCAUCGACCACUGCUCCCUGCCCACCAUCCCCAGGACCCGAGAACCCAACAGGAAUGCCUUCUGCUGCCUCUUCCCAGUUCCAAACGGCGGGACCAGCCGCCAUGGGAGUUUCUCGGCGCUUCACUCACCAACCUCUCGCUGGACAGAGCAAUGCAGUCAGCACGGUCCUAGGCUCCCUGGGAAAAGCGGGGUCCCCCGGACACCCUGACUUCGGCCACGCUGUCCUCGGGUGCGAGGACCUCCUCCACAGCCCCCUCCCUGGGGUCUCGAGGCCUUCUGUCACCCUAACUGAUGGUCUAGGAACUCUCAGGCCAGAGCAGGCCCCCACCCAGCCACCAGGAAGUCCCCUUCUGCUGGGGACACAUCCACUGCCCUAA
This is a messenger RNA of Myotis daubentonii (Daubenton's bat), 1086 nucleotides long. It is a transcript of the gene CIROZ, whose product is annotated as ciliated left-right organizer protein containing ZP-N domains. Lineage: Eukaryota; Metazoa; Chordata; Mammalia; Chiroptera; Vespertilionidae. The record is from RefSeq and is a predicted model, not a curated record.